GCAGUUGCGUGCGAAGAGCUCCACAUGUCAUUCAGAGGAAUCCGCCACCUGAAACACGAGGAAGUGAAAGCGACUCAAUCGGGUAUAAAGCAUCAACAACCACUUCUGCCUCGAGCAUUGCAAAGUGAUGAAAACAUCAGUUCAGACGUCUGGUAGACGUUUGUUCUAUUUUCCCGGGGAAUUAUUACCAUUGUCUACUUAGGAAGUACCUUAUCAUCUAUAACAUACCCGUUCAAUUUGAAUGACCCAUCUAACAUUAUACUGGAAUUAAGUCAUAUUGACAGACCUUGCACACCUGUUCCCUUUACGGAGCGCAGCACGAUGAUUCCACCAGGAGACUGCAUGUACGCGGGCAGGAAGAGAAGGAAACCCGUUCAAAAACAGAAACCAGCGACUGUGAGUGAGAAGUCCAACCCAUCCAAGAGGCACCGGGACCGCCUGAACGCGGAGCUGGACCGGCUGGCCAGCAUGCUACCUUUUUCCCCAGACAUCAUCUCCAAGCUAGAUAAACUGUCCGUGCUGCGCCUCAGUGUCAGCUACCUCCGGGUCAAGAGUUUCUUCACAGAUAAGAAUGAAUCAGCCUGGCGCUCGGGGAGGACACUUCCUGGAUCAAGUGAAUGCAAUGUUAAUCACGAGAAGCCGUCCAGCAGAAAGCACAUCAGUCCAUCCACCAACUCUGUCCCCGAGCCCAGGAAAGACAGCCUGCCUAAGGCUGUGGGCAAUAGCAUCACAGAGAGCGGACUCCUUCUGGAGUCCCUUACUGGCUUUGCGUUGGUGGUGAGCAGCGAUGGAAUGGUUUUCUUUUCCUCCUCAAACAUCGUUGACUAUUUGGGCUUCCAUCAGACGGAUGUGAUGCACCAAAACGUCUUUGAUUAUGUCCAUGUGGACGACCGACAAGAGUUCAGAAGACAGCUCCACUGGGCCAUGAACCCCAGCCAGCACCACUUAGUCUCAGGAACUGAUGAAGACUUGGUGGUGAGCAGCCUGUUUCAUUCUCAGGAGACGGGGGGAGUCGCUCCUGAGUUCUCCUCCUUUCUCAACCGUUGUUUCAUGUCCCGCGUGCGCUGCCUGCUGGACAGCACCUCUGGCUUCCUGACCAUGCAGAUCCAGGGCCGACUCAAGUUCCUCCAAGGACAGAAGGGGAAGUGGGGCUCCGGGGCCCCGCUACCCCCCCAGCUGGCCCUGUUCUGUGUGGCCGUGCCCCUUCUGCUGCCCUCCAUCACUGAGAUGAAGAUGAACAACAUGAUGAUGAGGGGCAAGCACAAGAGUGGAGGGGGCAUCAUCACUACACUAGAAUAUAGUGAGAGAGAGGAGCAGUUGAGGAGGCAGGCUGGCAGUGCAGGGGGGGUAGUCGAUGGCGGGGAACCGCUCCUCCUCAACUGCUCCAAACUUGGGGGUCCCCAACAUCGCCGCCACGCCCCCUGGACGCCCCUCUCCAAAGACAGCCUCAAGUACGAGACAGAGGGGGGCUAUUGUGGACAGGACGAGCCCCUCAACUACUGCAAAACCUCCAUGGGCGGCGUCCCCCACCACAAAGGCCCAGGCCUGGACUCCCUGUGGCCCAUGCGGCCUGCCUCGGGGCCCAUCCGGGGGGGGCAAAGUGGUGGCUACACCCCCUCUAAUCGACUCGGGAAGGGUGGGCACUAUGGCAAGCCCUACCGCAUGUCCCCCAGCAUGUGCCACGGAGGAGGGCGAGGUGGGGAAAUCUACGUGCCCAGGAUGUACGAGAGCCUCCAGAGCCCUGGCGGCUUGGACCUGUACUGCGUGGGAGAGGAGGUGAAGAGCGAGUGCUAUGGCAACCUCCUGCUGCCUGAGAUGCCCAUCAAGGUGGAGCAGGACUCGGAUUCGGAGAACGGCUGUGACACGUAUGGCCGUCCGUGGCCCUGCCGGGAGCCCUUGGACCAUCGCUACCACGACGGCAACAGCUACGUCGACAACAACGGCCUCCAUAUGAAGUCGGAGGCGGACUACUACGAACAGUACUCGUCGUGCCAGAGGGGCAAGGCGGGCAUCAGCCCCAUCAGCCCGCCCUACAACAACGGCCACAUCCAGAGCUAUAAUAACAUGGCGGGCAGUGGCAGCAGGCCCUUAAAGGUCAAUAAGGACCUGUCCCAGUUCAGUCCCCAGAGGUUGUCCCACCCAGACCCCCUGUGUAGCAGCCAGAGCAUCAACUGCAUCGACGUGUACGCAAGCGGCCCCAUGGAGCACAGCAACAAGGGCUAUGUGCAGCAGCAGCAGGACAAGUUGAGCUACGAGUUCAAAGGUCACGGACCGCGCCAGACCAUCAAGCAGGAGCCCGCGGACUCACCCCGGUGGUCGGACGGCAGCGGCCACGACAUGAACCGCGCCGCGGGACACUCUCAGAGGAGCGUUAUGCCUCACCGUGUGAUGAAUGCUGGGCAGCACAAAGCCAACCCUUGUGUUUAUAUGCAAUAGACGCUGAUGCGCCCCAUAACUUCCUCACUCACCAGCAUAACACAUUGGCAGAAGACAUGCAGGAUACGGCUCAGGUUUAAAGACUAGUGUGGUGGAGACAAUCAAGGAAAGGAAUGG
This is a messenger RNA of Oncorhynchus nerka (sockeye salmon), 2553 nucleotides long. RefSeq lists its product as uncharacterized. The coding region runs from base 322 to 2436 and encodes 704 amino acids. Gene Ontology annotation, biological process: regulation of transcription by RNA polymerase II; xenobiotic metabolic process; response to xenobiotic stimulus. Gene Ontology annotation, cellular component: nucleus; aryl hydrocarbon receptor complex. NCBI's taxonomy places the organism in Eukaryota, Metazoa, Chordata, Actinopteri, Salmoniformes, Salmonidae. Gene Ontology annotation, molecular function: nuclear receptor activity; transcription cis-regulatory region binding; protein dimerization activity. The transcript has 10 exons. The record is from RefSeq and is a predicted model, not a curated record.